This is a messenger RNA of Macrobrachium nipponense, 621 nucleotides long. RefSeq names its product single insulin-like growth factor-binding domain protein-2. Gene Ontology annotation, cellular component: extracellular region. NCBI's taxonomy places the organism in Eukaryota, Metazoa, Arthropoda, Malacostraca, Decapoda, Palaemonidae. Gene Ontology annotation, biological process: regulation of signal transduction; regulation of cell growth. The coding region runs from base 109 to 390 and encodes 93 amino acids. Gene Ontology annotation, molecular function: insulin-like growth factor binding. The record is from RefSeq and is a predicted model, not a curated record. The transcript has 3 exons.
UUUUCACCCGCUUACCAUUCGUUGUCUUGACGCCGUCUCGGCAAGACUCGCAGAGGAUCUUUCCGUCAUUACGUGUUAUCUUCUCAGAGAGGUUGCGUUGUGUUCGUCAUGGCUUCGCACUUCACGCUGCUGCUGUGUAUUUCCCUGGCAAUUGUCGCUGUUUCUGGACUGAAAUGUCCCUCGUGUGAAACAGUCAGAUGUGCAAGUCCCGAGUCACUCAACUGCCAGUAUGGGGCAGUAGAGAAGCAGUGCGGAUGCUGUUACGAAUGUCGUAAGGGCGUGGGUGAAGAAUGCGGUGGCCCUAAAAACAUCUUAGGCACCUGCGCUGAAGGGCUGGUCUGUGGCGCAGGAGGCAAGAAGGCAAGGCAAGGUUACUGUAGGGCCUACUGAUACGUCCCGUAGUAGGGGUUGCCGGUGUCGUGGAAAAGGACCGUGUUUUUACAGAAAGGUGGUUAAUUUAUUUCCAGAGAAAGGAUGACUGGAUUCUGAAGGACGACGAAUUCAACAGAUAAUGCCGUUUCAAUUUCAGUUGGUAAUAAAGUAUAUGCAGUUGUCAUUGGGCAUUCAAAGUUGUCGUAAGAUUUCAAAUUGUCAAAAACUUAAAAAAAAAAACAUCGACAA